AUGGCGCUCAAAGUCCUGUUGAAGGAGACACGCCGGACGUUCCUGUGCUUUGAGGACGGAUACAAGAUCCUGAAGACCGUGACUGAGGUUCCUACUACCGAGAAGCUGGAGGCUUUCAGUCUCGACGGCUUCCUAUCGCUUGAGCUGUCGUCCAAAGCCGUCGCUAGCGUUCUCCGUGGACCGUUUUCCGAUGACUGGAAAGAACGCUACUUUGAGGGGGUCAUAUCGUAUCUCGCUCAUGCACAUGCGAAGGAUGCAGUAGCCUCUCCACUCGACACGGUGGCUCUGAAGGCAGAGUUUGAGGUGAUGACAGAUAUCCUGGAGCCUAGCGAGAAGUGUAUGGUGUGUCUGGCGGAGUUCCAGCCGAGCGAGGUGGUGGAGCGCAAGCCGUGCGGCCAUACAUACCAUGAGGUUUGCAUGAAAUACUACAUCAAGCAUAAUAUAGAUUGCCCGACGUGCUACUACGAUGAUCCUGCGUCUUCAUCAAAGUCAAACUUCGCCCCGUGGGAAUAUACUAGUAAGGUGUCUCGUGAUUUUCUCGACACUGACGAUGUUGAGACUGAAGAGGAGAGUUCUGAAGAGCCCACUGAGAUGUGUUGA
Messenger RNA from Phoenix dactylifera (date palm), 600 nucleotides. Lineage: Eukaryota; Viridiplantae; Streptophyta; Magnoliopsida; Arecales; Arecaceae. The record is from RefSeq and is a predicted model, not a curated record.